Molecule: messenger RNA, 2973 nt
Organism: Sycon ciliatum
Lineage: Eukaryota; Metazoa; Porifera; Calcarea; Leucosolenida; Sycettidae
Product: Bardet-Biedl syndrome 1 protein-like
Exons: 5
Coding region: 333-2297 (654 amino acids)
Biological process (GO): non-motile cilium assembly; protein localization to cilium
Cellular component (GO): axoneme; BBSome; centrosome
Molecular function (GO): patched binding; smoothened binding
Source: RefSeq, a predicted model, not a curated record
AUCUGGCACUGAUAUGAUGAGUCUCUCCCUCUCUGGCUCUCACGACUAGUCGGAGUAGUCGCUCUCACAAACACCCGAGUCUUGCCGUUGCACAGUGCAGGCGGGCUUGUCAGCUUUGAGGUAAUGGCACAAGCAGGUUUAUCAUGGUCCGCGUAGUCGUAGAAUAGAUAGCUAGAUUUGUAGGGAAAAGAAAUCUGGGAUUGGCGGGGGUAACACAACACCUAGCAGGUUGCCUUCAACUUUUUCAGUUCAAGGUCACAGUGAAAAUUCAGUUUGUCUGUGUUAGGACUCAGGAGCACCGAGCCAGUACGGCAAAUCACCAUUCAUGAGUCAUGGCUGCUAUUGCAGCGCAUUCUCUCCAGCAGCAGCCGCCUCAGGAGGCUCUGGAUGCGAGCGAGAGCGUGAGGACUAGCGACACCGCUGCUCCUGCGGAGACGGUGGCGGUGACGUCGAGUGCGAGCAAUGAAUCGGAGACAUGGUUAGCAGCAUUAGAUGACCCACUGGCCAACUUGCAGGUUGUACCAGGGUGUCUGGCCAUGGAAGAUCUGGAGAAAGACCAAAACUGGCGCUUGGUGGUGGCGGACCAGGCGGAUGGUGUGAACAUGAAGCUCAAGGUGAUCAAAGACACAAAAGUUGUGGUGGACAACAGACUAAUGGAGCUACCAACAUCAGUAUGUACAUUCUAUAUGGAUAACAACCCUCCACACACGCCGGCCAUUGCAGUUGCGUCAGGCGCCUACCUGUAUGUGUAUCGUAAUCAGCGGCCCUAUUUCAAGUUCACCCUGCCACCGCUGGAUCUCAGUGCACGUGAGAAAGAGUUAUGGCAUCAAGCUGGACACGGCGAAGUGAAUGCGUACAAACUACAGACACAGCUACAGCAGCUCAUGCAUGAGGUUGGACAGCAGGCACUGACUACUCGCUCUCUCAAGCUUCUGGGCAUGGAUGCGGCCUUGGCUGGAGAUGUGAUGAGUUCCGGUUAUGAAGGCUCUCCGGAAAUGAUAGACUUUGUUCAGCAGACGGCCAAGAGUCGCUUGCGCCGCUACACAACCGUCACGUGCGUGUGCACAAUGAAGAAAAGUGCCAAUGAAGAGGAUAGUGUCAGCUGUGUUGUUAUUGGCACCGAGAGUGCACAAGUGUUUAUCAUCGAUCCAGAAGCAUUCACCGUCAUACAGACAUUCAAACUGCCAUCACCUCCUGGUUCUAUCUAUUCAGCGGGCACUUUCUCAGGCAAUUUUCGCAUUGUGGCUGGUUGUCGCGAUAAUUGCAUCUACACGCUGAAGAGGGGCUCCGACACUCACAAGUACAAGAUUGAACUGACGUCUGCCAUUGUUGGCCUGGCACUCAUGCAGAAGCACAUCUCUGUUGGCUGCAUGAACCGUUCUGUUGAGGCAUACAACCUGCAUGGAAAGCGUCAGCAUCACAUUGCCAUGCCUGCUCCGAUCACAACUGUAGAGGUGAUGUACCAUGCAACGUGUCAGUUCAAUGGCAUCCUGGUUGGCCUAGCUAAUAGCGAGAUCCGCAUCUUGCAAGGAGAUCGGCUGGUAGGCUUGAUCAAACUUGUGUCGCCAGCUGCCGCAAUGAAAUUUGGUCGCCUGGGACGUGAGGACAGCACUCUAGUCGUGGUAACCAGAGCUGGUGGUUUGCACGUCAGGAUGUUGAAGCGAGAUGCCAAGAUGGUCGGUAACAACCCACCACGCCUACACAUCGACGAGCAGGCGUUUGGCAAGCCAGCUAAGCAGCUAACAAUACCCAAGAAGAGCCGGCAUUACUCCAAGCAGGCUAUACGCGAGCGUGAGACCGCCGAGGAGCUCUACACUCGGUCCAUGGCUGACAUUGCACAGUUGAAACUUUCCGUGGCACGCGCCUAUGCAGAGAUGAUGCAGGCUGGCAAGCUACCGUUUAGCACUGGCGGCAAUGUAGCGGCAACGAAUGCGAGAGAGGAGAUCACACAACAACGUGCUCACGAUAUACGCUUGCUGGGCGAAAUCAGUGGAUUCGGUCCACAAUUCUCGCUGCACUUGAAGGUGACGAACAUGGCCGGACAGCAGAAGUACUUCACACAUCUCUAUCUGGGAUUCCACUACAAUGACAACCUGUAUGCCGUGACGCCCACACACCUGCAUAUUCCCAUGCUUCUACCUGCUAUUGAGUAUCGCAAUGCAGUCAGGGUGGAAUGCUCCAGCAACACAGGACAAGCAGAGAAUGUGGAGGUGUACUUGUUUGAGAAGAAGUCAGUGUGUCCCAUAGUGUCCCUCAGUGUCAAGAUGCCAGUCAGUGAGACGGUACUCUUACCAUGACACUACUACCGGGACUAUGCCGCGCCUCUAGGAUUGCAGGACCAGGUCUGUGCAAUCUGCCAAGGCAUACUCGCGCGUACAAGACUUGGCAGUGGCAAUGAUGAGACUGGCUGGAUAUUCACAUUCACACAUCACAAGCCGGAUACAUGAACAAAAGCUGCUUCGAAGUAUGUGCAAAUACGAAUGCUCUAUCUGCAAUAUGCCUCACUUGUUGCGCCUGCUGCUUGAUGCCAGCUUUUAUAAGUGUGUGAGUUAUUUGACUUCAGAUGCAUGUGUGGUUGAGUGGACGCUAACAUUGUACUACUUUGAGCUUGGGCAUUGCUUUUAACAGAAUGCAAACUUGCCCUUCAACACAAUGGCUUUUAUAGAGAUCGCCGCUCCAUUCUUUGCAACCCCAGUCAAGCCACUAACUACGGUCAGCGAAAGAGUGGACAAAGCACAUAUCAACACUUUCAGAAGAUUCUACAGAGUGAUCAAUGUCAUACAAUGAUUGUAAUAAGUUAUUGUAUUGGACAUGCCCAGCUAAGCCCAGCUGCAAUAAAAUUAAUAUUUUGUCUGACACAAGAAUGAUACCAGAAACGUCCAGAUGUAAGAAACUUGUAUUUGUUAUUUGGCCACUCAGAAUUCAUUGGUUGUUUCGGGUCACCGAACGGCCGUCAUUUUCACCCAACCGGAA